Messenger RNA from Coccidioides posadasii C735 delta SOWgp, 4799 nucleotides. The record is from RefSeq and is a predicted model, not a curated record. Lineage: Eukaryota; Fungi; Ascomycota; Eurotiomycetes; Onygenales; Onygenaceae.
AUGGAUUCUUAUCAGCAAUCUAGCAGCACCAAUGUCCCAUCGCGAGAUGUCGGUCUUAACCCACAGCCGCAAUCGUUGAUUGAGCGCCGGUUUGCCCCUUUUCUGAAGAGGACCAAGGACCCUCUGGGACUAAACUUGCUCCAUGAUCCCCCAGAACCCCGUAUCGAUCUAAUCUUUGUCCACGGGCUUGGUGGCGGCUCACAUAAAACGUGGAAUAUCUCAAACGAUCCGGCGUCCUUCUGGCCUAAAGAGUGGCUGCCGCGUGAAAAAGGCUUUGAAAAUGCCCGAAUUUAUAGCUAUGGUUAUCCAUCCGGCUGGACCGGCAAAAACCAAGUAAAGUCAAUACUUGGUUUUGGGCGCGAUCUUCUACAAGAUAUUCUCGGGCAUUCCUCUUUUCGAGAGGCUCCCGACGCGUACAUUCUUGCCAAACAACAAGCGACUUACAAAGAGGUGUCAAUGCGGAUAGGAGGUAUAAUCUUCCUGGGCUCUCCACAUCGAGGUGCGCAAUCAGUGUAUCUUCUGAAAAGCCUACUACAUCUUCCAGGAAUGAAUGGCUCGAAAAAGUUUGUGGAUGAGUUGGUCCCGGAUUCAUCAUUGUUGGAGGUCCUGUUCAACGCCAUUUUGGAUUCGGGAUUCAAAACCGAUCUCGGGAUCACUCGGCAGCUUAUAGUUGAACCAAAUUCUGCGGUUCUAGGCCUUCCAUCCGAGAAAAUCCGACGCUUGAACACUGAUCAUCGUCAUAUGUGUAAGUUCGACAACCGGCGUGACCCUAGUUAUAAAAUCCUUCGUGGCGAGUGUUUAGCUGCCAUUUCGCAUGCCCAUAAAGCCAAUUUGAUCCCAAGAGGAGAUUUGGAGCGGAUAUCAAGAUACCUUUGCGUGCCGCCCGACCAUCGAGAUCCGCUGCUAGACCUUUCCCUAGACAAAUUGGAUGGCUCCUGUGACUGGCUUAUACAAAGGCCUACCUUUCGUGACUGGCUCAACCGUCCCGGAUUUGAAAGCGAAUCUCCAUCGCCGGACGCGCGAAACAUGCAACAGCCUCCAAAGGUGUUUUGGCUCCGCGGUAGACCCGGGGCAGGAAAAUCAAUGACUGCAGCACAUGUGGUUGAAUACAUGGAAGAUAAUAAUUUGGAUUGUAUAUUCUAUUCCUUCACAUAUGGCGACAAGGCGAGAUCUUCGCUUUGCAAUGCAUUACGCUCUCUCGCCGUUCAAAUGGCGAGUAUUAACGCUCCAAUCAGAUACAAGCUAAUAGACAUGGCCCGACAGCGUCAACCGAUCGACCUAAAUCUCCGCAUUUCAAUUUGGAGAUCCGUCUUUGAGACUGUAAUAAUGCAAGAACGCUUUCAACAACCUCAUUAUUGGGUGAUAGAUGCGCUGGAUGAAUGUGACGAUUUCAAUGUUCUCGUCUCUCUCAUCUCAAAGCUUGACGCAUUGCCAAUACGAGUUUUCAUAACUAGCCGUCCCAUUCCGGAGAUAGAACAUCUACUGCAGCACCAUAACAUACCAGUGUUCAAAGAAGAAAUAAAGAUUGAAGAUUCCCUGGGCGACAUUUCACUUUAUUUGAAGGGUUGUGAAUUGUCAUUUCGUGGAUCAAGCGGCGGGGAUGCGAUGACGAGUGUGCUCCAAGAGUCGAAUGGUUGCUUUUUAUGGGUGGCACUCGUCGUCGACCAUUUAAGGGAGACAGUAAGAAGACUCAUCACCUCCGAAGUCGUACCCGUCAGGAUGUAUGAACAAAUCCUUCAACGACUGAUGACCAUGAGCCCGUCAGACAUAAAAAUGGCAAAGGCAGUUUUCAGAUGGACCAUUUGUGCCAGAAGGCCCCUACAAGCAACCGAGCUUCUUGACAUGCUAUACUUGGAUGUCAAAGACAAGCUCUUUCUUCUUGAAGCUGGUAUCGGGCCCUUAUGUGGACAUCUCGUUUAUGUCGACGAUACUUCCGGCGUUCAAACACUCCACCACACGGUCGGGCCGUUCCUGACGGGAAACUGCCCAGUGACCGAGUUUGCCAUGGAGAAAGAAAAAGAACACGCCCGUAUCGCGGAGGUAUGCCUGACCUUUCUGGCCGGAAAGGGCUUCUGUGCGUCGGAUCCAAGGAUAGAUGACCUUUCUGGGUUUCCGGCCGACCUUUCGCCGUUCGCUGACUACGCUAGUUCUCACUUUUCCGAGCACAUCCUGCAGUCCGCGGUUGAAACUGAUGAACCCCUCCUUUCGCUGUGCACCUUCCUUCAAUCUUCUAACGUUUUAGAAUGGAUCGGGCGUCAAAUUCAAUCUCAAAAUCUGUCUCUCCUAGCUCGUACCGCAGAAAAUUUGAAGGCGUACCUCAUCCGCCGUCUAAAGCAUUCAUUGCCAUUGGAUAAGGAAGUCCACACAGUGGAAGCGUGGAUCCAUGACCUUUUCCAUAUAGGUACCCUCGUCACUAACAAUUUGCUUGCCAUACCAAAAGCAGUUUAUUUUCUGCUCCCGCCUCUUUGUCCACGGAAAUCUGCGACUUAUUCCCAAUUUGGAGGCAUUCACGAUUGUUUCACGGUUGUUGGCAUUGCAGAAGAUUGGGAUGAUCGCUUAGCGAGCAUACUUUAUCCGGAAGACGAAGCUCUAUCACUUGCAUGCAACGCCAAUUAUUUCGGGGUGGGACUAUCAAAUGGCAGUAUAUUUAUAUACCAGAGCACGACUUGCGAAUAUGUCAGGAGGCUGCAGCAUCCCGGAGCCGUGAUAAAGCUCGCUUUUGCCGGUUUACACCCUUUUCUAGCGUCUUGCUCGUCGAGCAAAUUGAAUCUCUGGGAUAUGCAUGAUGGCAGCUGCGUCUGGUCCGCUUGUAGAAGCGGCAACCUAGAUCCUAUGGCGCUCAGCUUUAGUAAUGACGACUCAACUAUUUAUAUUGCCACAAAAAAAGGCCUCUCGGUCUUCCAGACGUUAACUGGGACAGAGUUACGUCACUGCACUUAUUAUAGCAAACAGGACUUCUUCGAUGAGGAACUGUCGAAUUUGACCUGGAAUGCCCGAUUGCUGCCUGAACUGGACCAAUUGGCAUUAAUUUCCCGUAACGCGCCUAUUGUCAUUUGGAAUGCAGCUGAGGAAUCUAUUGCAUGGGUAGUUGAGAGACGCGAUUUACUGGAAGGUGCAAUCCCUCAUGCGAACGCAGUGGCUUUCCGCCGGGAUCGACUCGGAACCUCCAUGGUGGUUGCCUACAACAGUGGUGAUUUGGUGUUGUAUCAUCCUCGUCGGUCUGAUUGGCAGAACAGCUUCCCGCUCCUAGCGCAUACUCUGGCCGUAUCUCCUGGUGGGCGGACCCUGGCGACCGGGGAUACUCACGGAAUCAUCCAUCUGUUCGAUUUCGACACAUUGAACCUCUUAUACCGUAUUACGUCCGACACAUCCCGAGUUCGGGAGAUUGUCUUUGAUUCUAGCGGUCUUCGCUUUUUUGACCUGAGAGAUGACCGCUGCAAUGCCUGGCAGCCGUCUAUAUUGGCAAGCGGUAAAGGCUCGGACGUCACGUUGACCGUCGCCCACAGUGCUCCCAUUCAACAACAGAAACCCACAUUCAGGGGUGAUGAUCAUUCCAUCUCAGCAAUUGCAUGCGACCAUGAAGGUGACAGCUGCUUAUUUUGUGGGCGGUCUGAUGGCUCUAUUGCUGUGUUUAACAUGAAAACGGGCUGUAUUGCACAGGAGCUCUGUAGGCACGUCAAUUCUGGAAGAGUUCAUCUGCUCGACUGGAACACCAGUGGCUCCCUUCUUACAAGCGCUGACACGUCCUGGCGUAUCAUUUGCAGAAAGCUUUCUCGCAAACACAGGAGUGAAUGGUACACUGAAAAGAUAUUGCUGGAUAAGCGCACAAGGAACGCUAUUCUUCAGGUUUUAACCAACCAGAGUGGGAAUAGGCUCCUGGUGUCCACAACUUCAACGGAUAUUGUUUGGAGUCUUGACACCCAUAGCACGGAAAUUAACCGCUUCAUGCCUCGCGAGAAACGACAAUGGGUUUCACACCCAACUGAUCCCGAUCAUUUGGUUUUAAUUAGGAGUGGAAAGGCAUAUGUUUUUGACUGGCUACAAUUCCAGAUGAUCAGUGGAGAAGACGGAAUUAUGCUACAAUCUCUGCCAAUAUACGACAUUCCCUUCUCACAAGUUGUGGUGUGCGAACAAGCAAAUAAAAUUGCCACUGUAAGCCAGAGAAUGAACAAUGAGGGUAGGUACUCUAGCAUAAUCCGACUAUGGGAUGCAGUUCACAUACACCCCGAAGCGACCAAUGUACCAUCAGUGGCGCAACACGAAAACUUCCUCUGUGAUGUUAAGGUUAUUCUCGGUACCUUCGAACUGUCUCUGUUAUUUAUUGACGAGCAGGAUUGGGUUUGCUCUCUGAAUAUAGAGAACACACAACAGGAGCACUUUUAUACCCGACAUUUUUUUCUUCCUUUUACUUGGUAUCGGAAUAAAGAACUUGUAUACAACGUCACAGCCAAAGGAAGCAUUACGUUCGGAGUGGGUGAAAAGGUGGUCAUUUUCCAUGAUGGAUUAGGGUUUAGAGUGCCUGUUCCCUUUAAAGGAGUGGAAAGCGGGAGUAUCGAAUGAGUCGAUAAGAAUGAGGAUGCUUGACUUUUAGGCUCCUUAAGUUUUCUCAUUUAAUGUACUUUUGUUUGUGCUUUCUUCAGGUUUGAUUGAGUUGAAGGUAUGCGCGAGUGGACCUGACCCCGAAUUCGCUCGAAAUUCUCGAAAGGGCGCUUAAUCUAAGUGUUGGUCAGCGCGUUGGCUAUGAGUGCGAUGCCAAAUCUUGCCAAUCGUCUGGUAGCAAAGGCGUCUCACAUGGGUCA